AUGGUACCUCCCGCCUCCCCCCAUUUCUCUCAGUGCGUCCAGGAGAAGCUGAGCCUCAUCCACGGCUUCCUGCAGGCCGAGGUGCAGCUGCAGCUCAGCGAGCUCGAGGCCAAACUGCGCCGCGAGGAGCUCUCCGAGGAGCGCUACCUGGCCAAGGUGAAGGCGCUGCUGCGCCAGGAGCUCUCGGCCCCCAAUGGCUCCGGGGGCCCCAACCCCAACGGGUGCCCCGGGCACGGCGCCUCCGGCAGCGACGAGGACGAGGACGGCGCCAUGGAGCUCGAGGAGGGGCUGGCAGCGUCCUCGUCCCCGUCCUGCUCCGGCCCCCGGGCGCGGAAAUCCCGCAGGAGCCGCUCCAACGGCGACGCCAAAAAGUCUCCGGCCAGCUCCCGCGUCACCCGCAGCUCCGGCCGGCAGCCGUCCAUCCUCAGCUUCCUGUCCAAAGGGUCCAACAAGCGGAAAUCCGAGGAGGUCAACGGGGAGGUGAAGCCGGAGCUGAUGAACGUGGAGAAGGAGGAGGAGGAGCUGGAGGAGAAGGAUCAAGAUGAGAAAAGGAUGAAAAUGGAAACCAAAGAUGGGUCGGAAAUCAAAGAUGAAAUCCCUCAGUUUAAAAUCACUGCUCCUGCUAAAACAACCCCCCCAAAAUGCCUCGACUGCCGGCAGUACCUGGAUGACCCCGACCUCAAAUUCUUCCAAGGGGACCCCGACGACGCCCUGGAGGAGCCGGAGAUGCUGACGGACGAGCGCUUGUCCAUCUUCGACGCCAACGAGGACGGCUUCGAGAGCUACGAGGACCUCCCCCAGCACAAAGUCACCUCCUUCAGCGUUUAUGACAAGAGGGGACAUCUCUGUCCCUUCGACACCGGCCUCAUCGAGAGGAACAUCGAGCUCUACUUCAGCGGCGUCGUCAAACCCAUCUACGACGACAACCCCUGCCUGGACGGUGGGGUGAGAGCCAAGAAGUUGGGGCCCAUCAACGCCUGGUGGAUCACGGGCUUCGACGGCGGCGAGAAGGCGCUGAUCGGCUUCAGCACGGCCUUUGCCGACUACAUCCUGAUGGAGCCGAGCGAGGAGUACGCGCCCACCUUCGCGCUGAUGCAGGAGAAGAUCUACAUGAGCAAGAUCGUGGUGGAGUUCCUGCAGAACAACCGCCACGUCAGCUACGAGGACCUGCUCAACAAGAUCGAGACCACGGUGCCGCCGGCGGGGCUCAACUUCAACCGUUUCACGGAGGACUCGCUGCUGCGGCACGCGCAGUUCGUGGUGGAGCAGGUGGAGAGCUACGACGAGGCCGGCGACAGCGACGAGCCGCCGGUGCUCAUCACGCCCUGCAUGAGGGACCUCAUCAAGCUGGCCGGCGUCACCCUGGGCAAGAGGCGCGCCGUGCGGCGCCAGGCCAUCCGCCACCCCACGCGCAUCGACAAGGACAAGGGUCCCACCAAGGCCACCACCACCAAGCUGGUGUACCUCAUCUUCGACACCUUCUUCUCGGAGCAGAUCGAGAAGGACGAGGUGUGCCAGCAGCCCGAGUGUGGCAAGUGCAAGGCGUGCCAGAACAUGGUCAAGUUCGGGGGCAGUGGCCGCAGCAAGCAGGCGUGUCUGCAGAGGAGGUGUCCCAACCUGGCGGUGCGGGAGGCGGACGAGGACGAGGAGGUCGACGACAACAUCCCCGAGAUGCCCUCGCCCAAGAAGAUGCUCCAGGGCCGCAAGAAGAAGCAGAACAAGAGCCGGAUCUCCUGGGUUGGGGAGCCCAUCAAGAGUGACGGCAAGAAGGAUUAUUACCAACGCGUCUGCAUCGACUCCGAGACGCUGGAGGUGGGCGACUGCGUCUCCGUGAGCCCCGAUGACCCCACCAAGCCCCUCUACCUGGCCAGGGUGACGGCCAUGUGGGAGGACAGCAGUGGCCAGAUGUUCCACGCCCACUGGUUCUGCCCGGGCUCGGACACCGUCCUGGGGGCCACCUCGGACCCUCUGGAGCUGUUCCUGGUGGACGAGUGCGAGGACAUGCAGCUGUCCUACAUCCACGGCAAGGUCAACGUCAUCUACAAGGCGCCCUCGGACAACUGGGCCAUGGAGGGCGGGCUGGACACGGAGAUCAAGAUGGUGGAGGACGACGGGAGGACCUACUUCUACCAGAUGUGGUACGACCAGGAGUACGCGCGCUUCGAGAGCCCGCCCGGCGCGCAGCCCACCGAGGACAACAAGUACAAGUUCUGCAUGAGCUGCGCGCGCCUGGACGAGGUGAGGCACAAGGAGAUCCCCAAGGUGGCCGAGCCGCUGGAGGAGGCCGACGGCAAGAUGUUCUACGCCGUGGCCACCAAGAACGGCGUCCAGUACCGGGUCGGGGACGGCGUCUACCUGCUGCCGGACGCCUUCUCCUUCAGCGUGAAGCCGGCCAGCCCGGCCAAGAGGCCCAAGAAGGAGGCGGUGGACGAGGAGCUGCACCCCGAGCACUACCGGAAGUACUCGGAGUACAUCAAGGGCAGCAACCUGGACGCGCCCGACCCCUUCCGCGUGGGCCGCAUCAAGAGCAUCUUCUGCAGCCUGCGCGGCAACGGCAAACCCAACGAGGCCGACAUCAAGCUCGGCAUCUACAAGUUCUACAGGCCGGAGAACACGCACAAGUCCACCAAGGCCAGCUACCACGCCGACAUCAACCUCCUCUACUGGAGCGACGAGGAGGCCACCGUGGAGUUCCGGGCGGUCCAGGGCCGCUGCUCCGUGGUCUACGGCGAGGACCUGACCGAGAGCAUCCAGGACUACUCGGCCGGUGGCCUGGACCGCUUCUACUUCCUGGAGGCUUACAACGCCAAAACCAAGAGCUUUGAGGAUCCUCCCAACCACGCCCGGAGCGCCGGGAACAAAGGGAAGGGGAAGGGGAAAGGGAAAGGGAAGGGCAGAGGGAAGGCGGCGGGCGCCGAGCAGAGCGAGCGGGAGCCGGCCCAGCUGCAGGUGCCCAAGCUGAGGACGCUGGACGUGUUCUCCGGCUGUGGGGGCCUCUCCGAGGGCUUCCACCAGGCAGGGGUCUCGGAGACGCUCUGGGCCAUCGAGAUGUGGGAGCCGGCGGCGCAGGCGUUCCGGCUCAACAACCCCGGCACCACGGUGUUCACCGAGGACUGCAACGUGCUCCUCAAGCUGGUCAUGGCCGGCGAGAAAACCAAUUCCUUGGGCCAGAAGCUGCCCCAGAAGGGCGACGUGGAGAUGCUCUGCGGUGGCCCCCCGUGCCAGGGCUUCAGCGGCAUGAACCGCUUCAACUCCCGCACCUACUCCAAGUUCAAGAACUCCCUGGUGGUCUCCUUCCUCAGGGCGGGCUGUGUCCCCGGGGUGGGCUGUGUCCCUUGGGUGGGCUGUGUCCCCGGGGUGGGCUGUGUCCCCGGGGCGGGGCGGGCCCGUGCCCGGCUCGGUGUGGUGCCAGCGGGGCUGUGCCCGCAGGCCGGGCAGUACGGCGUGGCGCAGACGCGGCGCCGCGCCAUCGUGCUGGCGGCGGCGCCGGGCGAGAAGCUGCCCAUGUUCCCCGAGCCCCUGCACGUCUUCGCCCCCCGCGCCUGCCAGCUCAGCGUCGUGGUGGACGACAAGAAGUUCGUCAGCAACAUCACCCGGACGUACUCGGGCCCGUUCCGCACCAUCACGGUGCGGGACACGAUGUCGGACCUGCCGGAGAUCCGGAACGGCGCCUCGGCGCUGGAGAUCUCCUACAACGGCGAGCCCCAGUCGUGGUUCCAGCGCCAGAUCCGCGGCUCCCAGUACCAGCCCAUCCUCAGGGAUCACAUCUGCAAGGACAUGAGCGCGCUGGUGGCGGCGCGGAUGCGGCACAUCCCGCUGGCGCCCGGCUCCGACUGGCGGGACCUGCCCAACAUCGAGGUGCGGCUCUCGGACGGCACCACCACCCGCAAGCUGCGCUACACCCACCACGAGCGCAAGAACGGCCGCAGCAGCGCCGGCGCCCUGCGCGGCGUCUGCUCCUGCGCCGAAGGGAAGCCGUGCGACCCGGCCGACCGGCAGUUCAACACCCUCAUCCCGUGGUGCCUCCCGCACACCGGCAACCGGCACAACCACUGGGCCGGCCUCUACGGGCGCCUGGAGUGGGACGGCUUCUUCAGCACCACCGUCACCAACCCCGAGCCCAUGGGCAAGCAGGGCCGCGUGCUGCACCCCGAGCAGCACCGCGUGGUCAGCGUGCGCGAGUGCGCUCGCUCCCAGGGCUUCCCCGACACCUUCCGGCUCUUCGGGAACAUCCUGGACAAGCACAGACAGGUGGGCAAUGCGGUGCCGCCUCCCCUGGCCAAGGCCAUCGGGCUGGAGAUCAAGGCCUGCGCUGUGGCCAAAGCGCGCCAGGACACGGCCGGUCUCGCCGCGGUCCCGGUGCCUCCGGAGCCGUCGGGAGCGGCCGCCUGAGCCCGGCCAGAGCCGGGGGGGCCGGGGGGGCCUCGGCUCCGGGGCUGCUUCGCCUUCGCCUCUGCUUUCAGUUGCCUUUUGGUCUUUUUUCCCUUUUUUCUCCUUUUUUGGUUUUUUUUCCCCCUUUUUUCUUUUUUUUUUUUUCCUUUUUU
This is a messenger RNA of Lonchura striata (white-rumped munia), 4544 nucleotides long. Lineage: Eukaryota; Metazoa; Chordata; Aves; Passeriformes; Estrildidae. The record is from RefSeq and is a predicted model, not a curated record.